Solanum stenotomum is the source of this 1143-nucleotide messenger RNA. RefSeq lists its product as uncharacterized. The record is from RefSeq and is a predicted model, not a curated record. The transcript has 7 exons. The coding region runs from base 1 to 1143 and encodes 380 amino acids. Lineage: Eukaryota; Viridiplantae; Streptophyta; Magnoliopsida; Solanales; Solanaceae.
AUGGAGUCUUAUACGGAGCCACAUGGUGAUUUUAGGCCCCCCUUCCAUCUAUAUCCACCUCGGCCAGCGGGUAGUGUCUCACCACAGGUGCAGGGACUACAGUUUGAUCGUUAUAGUAAGUCAGGACCAGGACGACAUGAUUCAAAGGCAUUCCCUGAUGUUGUUACAGGAAUUCACCCAGAAAGGGAAAUUGAUCUCGCUAUAGACUUGCUUCCUGAUACACAACCUAUAUUGAUUCCUCCCUAUAGAAUAACAGCUGCAGAGCUAAGAGAAUUGAAGGAACAACUGAAGGACUUGCUCGAUAAAGGAAUUCCCUCAGAAAGGGAAAUUGAUCUCGCUAUAGACUUGCUUCCUGAUACACAACCUAUAUUGAUUCCUCCCUAUAGAAUAGUAGCUGCAGAGCUAAGAGAAUUGAAGGAACAACUGAAGAACUUGCUCGAUAAAGGCUUUAUCGUACUUCCCCAUGGGGUGCCCCAGUGGUCUUUGUUCGAAAGAAAGAUGGAUCCUUACGGAUGUUCUGGUUACCAUCAGCUACGAGUCAUGGAAGUUGAUAUCCCAAAAACAACAUUUAGGAUGAGGUUAUAUGCUAAAUUCUCUAAAUGUGAUUUUUGGCUUACUUUUGUCGCUUUUCUUGGUCAUGUUAUUACAAGUGAGGGUAUUAAGGUUAAUGAACAAAAGAUUGAAGCAGUGAUGACUUGGCCGAAGCCCUUGAAUCCAACGGAGGUUCGUAGUUUUUUAGGCUUGGCAGGGUAUUACCGAAGAGGUGUUAUCCUUAAGAAUAUGGCAGAAUCUUCCUUUGUGACUGAAGUGAAAAGGUGGCAACAUGAAGAUCCUGAGCAUAGAAAAUUGAGGGAAAAGAUUCCACAGCAGCAACAACCCUUGUUUGAGCUAACUGGAGAUGGAGUCCUUAGAUACCAGGGUCGCUUAUGUGUACCAUCAGUUAGAGAGCUCCGUAAAAAUAUUCUUUUAGAGGCCCAUUAUUCUAGAUAUGCAUCUCACCCUGGAGCGACGAAGAUGUAUCAGGACCUUCGACAGAUCUAUUGGUGGAAUGACAUGAAAAAAGAUAUUGUGGAGAUGGUAGCUGAAUGUCCCAACUGCCAACAAGUUAGAGCAGAGCAUCAGAGGCCUGGAGGCCUAACCUAG